Molecule: messenger RNA, 896 nt
Organism: Plodia interpunctella (Indianmeal moth)
Lineage: Eukaryota; Metazoa; Arthropoda; Insecta; Lepidoptera; Pyralidae
Product: peroxynitrite isomerase THAP4-like
Exons: 3
Coding region: 200-694 (164 amino acids)
Source: RefSeq, a predicted model, not a curated record
GCUACCUACCGGCAUCCGUCUAGGCAAAAAUUUGGUCUUUUGCUUGUCGAUCGAAACUUAUUAAAAUUAUUAAUAAAUUCAAUAAAUAAGCAAUAUCUUGUGCUGAGUGCGUAUGUAAUUUAUUUCAUAAUAUAAUUUUUGAACUAAGUAAAUAACUCUACAAGAAAUACAGAGGGAGCAGGUUAGUACAAGUGCUAAGAUGGAGGGAAUACAUGAAGCUCUAACACCUAUUUCUUGGCUUUCUGGGCGUUGGAGCACUAAGGAUGGGCAUGGGACUUACCCAAAUAUCAGUGAUUUUAAAUAUCAUGAAGACAUUGAGUUUAUUUGUAUUGGACAACCAAUGUAUAACUUCUCAUCACUAUCGAAACACCCUGAGAAGCAGACCCCAAUGCACCAGGAACGUGGCUUUCUUCGCAUCAAGCCCGGCACGAACGAGUUAGCUUUUAUGGUUAGCCAUAACUUUGGGCUCACAUCCCACGAGGAAGGCACAUGUGACGUAGAAAAGAAGGAGAUAGUCUUAGAAACUGUGACCAUCAACAGAAUGUCAUUCGCCAAACCGCCAGUGGUGAAAAAAUUCAAAAGAAUCAUGAAACUAGUGAUGCCAGAUACACUGGAAGUGACUUUGUUUAUGGAAACAGAGAACACUCCAUUGUCUGAACAUCUGAAAGCUGUUUAUAAAAAAGUUGAAGGAUAAGAAUUGAAGAAAAAAAUAUCUAAACCAAUUUGUAUGGUUGUCUGGGAAUCACUUGAGUUUCUUUAGGAAUGGUGAUAUGGCAUGUAUCAUGGAGGUUAUCAAUUCUUAUGUACUCAAGAAUAUGUAAAGGUGGUGAAGUUGGAUCUCUCAAUGCACAAAGAAGCUUUUUAUUGUAUCACAUUAAAAUAUUGUUAUGUUAAAA